AAAAUCAAAUACUUACCAUAUUAUAUGUUUUUACCUAUCGCGUAUUACUAUCAUAAGUCUAAAUUGUACAGUGGAAUUAGGGUUUCAUUUGCAGAACAGAAACAUUCAGUUGCACAUAUGAGUUUAUCAUCAAACCAACCGAUUUUAAACAGGCCUAUGAAACUGUAGGAUGUUUUUUUUUUUUUUUUUUAGGUGUUGAUGUAUUAACCGGGAAAAAAUGUAUCAACUCCAACUCAUUAAUAUAGGCCGAAUGGUUAUUUUAGAAAUCACAAAUGUAGCAAUGAAAAACAAUUUCGAAAGCCAAUUAAAUAAUUUUUUGACCCCUACUGUAUCACGGCAUAUCAGGUGCAAAUCACACACAGAAUACACAUCCAAUUUCCCCCAACCCUCCCUACCCUUCACAUCCCAAUACAGCGCCCUCUAUGGCACCCCAUUAUAAUAUAACUUAUUAUUACAGAGCCAAAACACCCACAUUCUCCCCUCAGAGUUGUAUUUUUAAAAAUUACUACCUAUAAUGUUUCAGAAAAGUAAGUGGAUUCUCAACAUUCUUUCCUUUUUUAAAGCUUCUCUUAAAUACUAUCACACACAAACGUAUCUAGAUCUAGUUUGUAAAUUGAAAGAGAUAAAUUAUUGCUAUGUUUUGCCAGAUAGCAUUUUUAGUACUGCGGUACGGUGCCCGUGGUCCUGUUUUAUGGGCCCUUUUAGAGCCACACUCCAUUUUAUUGCUGAAUCGAUUGGUUGUUUGGUAAACUGUUGCUCAUGGGACUCAAGUUCGUUAACAGCGUUGCUUGAACUUUCGCCAGGAUUGGCACGAGUGUUCCUUGACCGGUUAUUACAUUCAUGAGUGAAAAUAUAUAACGCGGCUGUUGGUUGAAAACCAAUCUAUUUGAGAUAUUAUAUUUAAGAUUUAACUAUUAUUUGGACACCUUUAUUGUCGGUCUGUUGCAAUCAUAGACAGAUUUGACAUCAUUUAUGGAAAUGGGUAGUGAGACGCAAUGGGUGAACAAAUCUGUGCUAUUGUGCUUUUCGGUUUUUAAAGGAAUUUACAAAUGUGUAGAAACUAAAGUAAAGUGAUUUUAAAAUGUGUAAAUUAUGGACAACACUAAAGUUGAAUCAUUUACAAAUGUGUGGAAAUUAAAGUAAAGUGAUUUUAAAAUGUUUAAAUUAUGGACAACACUAAAGUUAAAUGAUUUACAAAUGUGUGGACAUUGUGAAAAAAAAGUGAGUUACAAAUGUUUGAACACUAAUGUCAAAUGAGAAUCAACAAAAAAAAAAACCUCUGUUUUAACACCGUAGCUUCACUCGUUUCAACUGCUUACCCAUUCAUUAAGUAGCUACAAAAAUAAGCCUGUAAAGUUGAUGUGCUACCGAAAACAAACGGAAUUAAAUGAGCUAACUGGGCUAACUCUAACAAUGAAAACCAAUCAGUUAAACCAGAUGUGCGAGCGACGUCUGCUACAGCAUAUUACAAAGCUGGAUAAACGUCGUGAGAAAGUUGUGGCGCGUGUAACAUUUGACAUGGAACAGUUGAAGAAAUCGCUGGAAAAUGUAUCUAUCAAAAGCGAAAAUCUUUCAAAUGAAAUUUCUGCUGAACGUCAUCCAAAGGCCCGUAACUCUGUGGGAUUUUACCCAAGAUCAGAGUACUGUUCAGCAGGAAGGAAAUCGUUCUCCGCUUAUGAAAGCGGCACAUCGGAUUCUUGCCUAGAUCUUUCCCAGCCCCAGCGUGGUCCAAAUAAAAGAAGAGAAAUUGUUAGGCGAGAACUUGCCUCUCGACGAUGUGAUCAUGGGCUGUACGGGCGCUGUCCCCACUUUCCGUGCCGUCUGCCACAGACUUACCACAGUCUGGGGUUUCGUCCUGACAACUGUUCGACCAACCGAUGGAUUCCCUGGUCAGAGCUCCAAAAAGAGACGUCGGAAAAUGUGUUGCUUGGCCUCAAAAGUCGGAUCAGGCACGUCGGUCAUAAAUUUCGGGCUCUGGUCCGGAACAAAAUAACGAAACAAACCGAGAUGAAGCAACAGGAGAGGAAAACCAGCAGGCUUCAUUGGGAGAUUAAUUACGGGAAACAAAGAGCAUACAAAAAUGGGUGA
This is a messenger RNA of Physella acuta, 2088 nucleotides long. RefSeq lists its product as uncharacterized. The record is from RefSeq and is a predicted model, not a curated record. NCBI's taxonomy places the organism in Eukaryota, Metazoa, Mollusca, Gastropoda, Physidae.